Lactuca virosa is the source of this 2927-nucleotide messenger RNA. Lineage: Eukaryota; Viridiplantae; Streptophyta; Magnoliopsida; Asterales; Asteraceae. The record is from the annotation of a GenBank genome assembly.
AUGUUAGAAGUAGUUACGCGGGACAUGAUGGUCAAUGAAAUUCGUGAACUAGUGGAAUUAGGGCAUGGUAGCAAGGAUUCUGGAACACAACUGUUUGAAAAAGCUAUGGACUCAAGACCUGCAAUCGCAUUUCCUCCUCCUGUUACUGCCCAAUGGGAAGAACAGAUAAAGCGGCUUUAUCUUCUUCUGACAGUAAAUGAAUCUGCUAUGGAUGUGCCUAAAAACCUUGAAGCAAGGCGGAGGAUCACAUUUUUCACAAAUUCAUUGUUCAUGGAUAUGCCACGUGCACCUCGAGUCCGUAAAAUGUUAUCAUUCAGUGUCAUGACCCCAUAUUAUAGUGAAGAGACUGUUUAUUCUAAGAGCGACCUUGACAUGGAAAAUGAAGAUGGUAUAUCAAUCAAAUACUACCUGAGAAAGAUCUUUCCAGAUGAAUGGGAGAACUUCAUGGAACGCAUCAAUUGCAAAGAAGACGCGGAGAUUUUUGAAAGUGAUGAAAGCAUAUUACAACUCCGUCAUUGGGUUUCUUUAAGAGGACAAACUCUCUGCAGAACAGUUAGAGGGAUGAUGUACUACCGGAGGGCAUUGAAGCUUCAGGCUUUUCUUGACAUGGCCACUGAAAAAGAAAUAUUGGAAGGCUAUAAAGCCAUCACCAUUCCGUCAGAGGAGGACAAGAAAAGCCAGAAGUCCUUGUAUGCUCAACUAGAGGCCUUGGCUGAUUUGAAAUUUACUUAUGUAGCCACAUGCCAAAAUUAUGGAAACCAGAAGCGUAGUGGUGAUCGUCGUGCAACAGACAUUUUGAAUUUGAUGGUUAACAAUCCGUCUCUUCGUGUAGCAUACAUCGAUGAAGUGGAAGAAAGAGAAGGAGGAAAGUCUCAUAAAGUCUACUAUUCUGUGUUGAUUAAAGCUGCAGAUAAUCUUGAUCAGGAAAUUUACAGGCUAAAGUUACCCGGAUCAGCAAAAAUAGGAGAAGGGAAGCCUGAGAAUCAAAACCACGCCAUAAUAUUUACAAGAGGGGAAGCUCUUCAGACUAUUGACAUGAACCAGGACAACUACUUGGAAGAAGCUUUCAAAAUGCGUAACCUGCUUGAAGAAUUUCAUGAGGAUCAUGGAGUGAGACCCCCAACAAUUCUGGGGGUUCGUGAACACAUCUUUACCGGAAGUGUUUCUUCUUUGGCCUGGUUCAUGUCAAAUCAGGAAACGAGCUUUGUCACUAUUGGUCAACGUGUCCUUGCAAGGCCUUUAAAGGUACGGUUCCACUAUGGGCAUCCUGAUGUCUUUGACAGAAUUUUCCACAUUACACGAGGUGGCAUCAGCAAAGCUUCAAAAGGCAUUAACCUAAGCGAGGACAUUUUUGCAGGGUUCAACUCAACGCUGAGAUGUGGUAAUGUAACUCAUCAUGAGUACAUACAAGUUGGGAAGGGACGAGAUGUUGGCCUCAACCAAAUCUCACUCUUUGAAGCUAAAGUGGCAUGCGGUAAUGGGGAGCAAACUCUAAGUCGUGAUAUCUACAGAUUAGGCCACCGCUUUGAUUUCUUUCGGAUGUUAUCAUUUUACUACACGACUACGGGCUUCUAUUUCAGCUCUAUGCUGGUGGUCCUUACAGUGUACGCAUACUUAUACGGAAGACUGUACCUCUCUUUAAGUGGAUUAGAGAGAGCCAUCAUGAAAUCAGCAAAAGCAAAGGGAGAUACUGCUCUAAAAUCCGUCAUGGCUUCCCAAUCUGUAGUUCAGUUAGGCCUUUUAAUGGCCUUACCCAUGGUUAUGGAAAUCGGACUAGAAAGAGGAUUCAGAACAGCCAUGGGUGACUUCAUCAUCAUGCAACUCCAACUUGCCGCUGUCUUCUUCACCUUCUCUCUCGGCACAAAACUCCACUAUUUCGGUCGAACCAUCUUGCAUGGUGGAGCCAAGUACCGAGCCACUGGGCGCGGGUUCGUGGUCAGACACGAGAAGUUUGCUGAAAACUACCGAAUGUACUCACGCAGCCAUUUUACAAAAGCCAUGGAAUUGUUUAUUUUGCUGGUGGUUUAUCAGGCGUAUGGGGCGGCAGCCACCAGCAGCACUGCCUACUUUUUUCUAACAGUUUCCAUGUGGUUUCUGGUGGUGUCAUGGCUGUUUGCUCCUUUUCUUUUUAAUCCUUCUGGGUUUGAAUGGCAGAAGAUAGUGGAGGAUUGGGAAGAUUGGUCGACAUGGAUUAGUAACCGUGGUGGAAUUGGUGUUCCGGCAAACAAGAGCUGGGAAUCGUGGUGGGAGGAGGAACAGGAGCACCUUCAGUACACCGGUCUGAUUGGACGUCUUAUGGAAGUAAUCCUUUCUCUCAGAUUCUUCUGCUACCAGUACGGGAUUGUUUAUCAACUUAGAGUUAGCCAAAGCGAUAAAAGCAUCAUGAUAUACGGUCUAUCUUGGAUUGUAAUUCUUGCAGUUAUAAUGAUCUUGAAGAUUGUUUCCAUGGGUAGGAAGAAGUUCAGUGCUGAUUUCCAGCUGAUGUUCCGCCUCCUGAAGUUGUUCCUCUUUAUUGCAUUGAUGGCCACGCUUAUAGUUCUCUUCCAAUUCCUCGGGCUUACUGUUGGAGACAUUUUCGCAAGCUUACUUGCAUUCAUGCCAACAGGAUGGGCAAUCUUGCAGAUAGCACAAGCAUGCAGACCAGCAGUGAAGGCAUUGGGGAUGUGGGGGUCGGUGAAGGCACUGGGAAGAGGGUAUGAGUAUAUAAUGGGGGUAAUGAUCUUCACUCCAGUGGCAAUACUUGCAUGGUUCCCAAUGGUGUAUGAUUUCCAAACCAGGCUUCUUUUCAACCAAGCCUUCAGCAGAGGUCUACAGAUCCAACGUAUUUUAGCUGGUGGCAAGAAGAACAAAUAGUAGUAGUAGCAGUAGUCGUAGUAUUAGUGGUAGUACUCACUCUCAUUACUCCUUAGUAGCAUAAACACAUAGCA